CAUAUUAAUAAGCUUUUUUAGAUUAUUAAAAACGAAGCGAGCUAGGAGAUAAAAGCUAAUGGAUUUCUCUUCAGAAAGAAGAUCGCGUUGUCUUCCACCUUCCUACGGACAACAUGUGACGAUCCUUAGUAUCGAUGGUGGUGGCGUCCGUGGGAUCAUUCCCGGCAUUAUCUUAGCUUACCUCGAAUCACAACUCCAGGAAUUGGAUGGUGAGGAGGCAAGACUUGUGGACUACUUCGAUGUCAUCUCCGGGACGAGCACCGGAGGUUUGAUAGUGGCGAUGUUAACCGCACCGGAAAAAGACGUCAAAGCAAGCCGUAACCCCAACCGCCCUUUGUUUGCGGCCAAAGAAAUCGUCCCUUUUUAUCGCAAACAUUGCCCUAAAAUCUUCCCACAACCGCGAGGAGCGUUUGCGUGGGCUCAAAUUCUGGUGAGACUUGUACGAGGACCAAAGUACAAUGGGAAAUACCUAAGACAAGUAAUCGAAGAUUUCUUGGGAGACACGAGAUUGACUCAAACUUUGACAAACGUUGUCAUACCUUGCUUCGACAUCAAGAAUCUCCAACCAGUUAUCUUCUCUUCUUACCAGGCGGUGAACCGUCGAGUUACUGACGCUAAAAUAUCAGAUAUAUGCUUAAGCACAUCAGCGGCACCAACUUAUUUACCGGCUCAUCGAUUCACUAACGAAGACAAUGAAGGAAAUAAACAUGAAUAUAACCUCAUUGACGGUGGUAUCGCUGCCAAUAAUCCGACAUUGUGUGCGAUUACUGAAGUGACAAAGCAGAUAGUGAAGAAGAAUCCAGCGAUGGGAGACAUGAGCCCAUUGGAUUACACGAGGGUUGUGGUGGUAUCGCUUGGGACAGGUUCGAUAAGAAAUGAAGAGAAGUAUGAUGCGAUAAUGGCGUCAAAAUGGGGACUGGUGAGUUGGAUCUGUGCAGAUGGUUCGAGUCCACUUAUUGAUUGUUACAAUGAAGCCAUCCAAGACAUUGUUGAUUACCAAAGCUGUGUCGUUUUUCAAGCUCUUCGUUCCGAGACUAAUUAUUUACGUAUUGAUGAUGAUACGUUGAAGGGUGACAUAGGUUCGGUGGACAUAUCGACAGAAAAAAACAUGGAAGGUCUUGUUGAAGUUGGUAAAGCUUUAUUGAAGAAAAAUGUAUCUCGUGUCAAUCUCGAAACUGGCCAUUACGAACCCAUCCCUGAUCAAGUUACCAACGAAGAAGCGCUCAAAAGGGUUGCAAAGAUUCUGUCAGACGAAAAGAAACUCAGAGAGUCAACAUAUCUUAAUCUCAAGACCUGA
Molecule: messenger RNA, 1297 nt
Organism: Eruca vesicaria subsp. sativa (arugula)
Lineage: Eukaryota; Viridiplantae; Streptophyta; Magnoliopsida; Brassicales; Brassicaceae
Source: the annotation of a GenBank genome assembly